AUGACAUCUUUCUCAAAUUUUGAUGAGAAAACUUCGCUAAUAAAUUAAUGUGUUAAGACUUUGCAAGUAGAAAGUUUAAUUUUUAUAAUUUUAGAUAGCUCCAUCUAGAAGAACAUAAAGUGAUUUAACUCUACUGUUACAAUUGGUUGAAGCUAUUACUUUUUUUAAAAAUCUUUAAUCUCAAAAUCCUGACAUAGUCCUGAAAUGUAUGUCAGUACUAAGUUAUAAGACAGUAAAAAAAGAAGAAGUAAAAAAUAUAAUUUAUAAUUUUUUUAGAUAUUGUUUCAUGUUGGAGAUUAAGGAUCAUUAUUUUACAUAAUUCUUAAAGGAUCUGUCGGAGUUUUUAUAUUAUUACCAAGUCCUGAGGAUUCCAAAAAAUUUGAAUUAAAGGAGGUGAAUGUAUUAAAAGCUGGAAAUAGUUUUGGAGAAUUGGCUCUGUUGAAUGAUAAUGCAAAACGAACAGCAACAAUAAUAGCAAAAGAAGAUUGUAUGCUUGCAGUUAUGGAGAAACAUCAUUUUAAAACAAUUUUAGGGGCUUAAGAAUAAUAAAAAGUUUAAGAUAGGAUAUCAUUUUUAUGCUCUGUAAUAAUGAGAUUUUAUUAUUCUUAAUUAUAGUUUCCAUUUCUAUAAUCGUGGUCAUUUAGAGAAAUAAAAACUAUUAGUUAUCAUUUUGAACCAAUUUAAGUAACAUUAAAUUAAGCAGUCAUCAAAUAGAAUGAUUACUGCUCCAAUUUUUAUAUAGUGAGAGAAGGGUACAAUAUCAAUUAUGUUAUUUAGAAAGUAAUUUCGAAGUAACAUAUACAUUAAAUGAUUCACACAAAUUAAAAGGAGUAUUCUCAAAUCACAGCAUGUUAAUUUUAUAAAUAAAUAUAGAUGUGUAUUAGGACCAGGAGAGUUUUUUGGAGAAGAAGCAUUUUUAAUGGAUGAUGGAAAGACUUUUAUAUUAAAACUCUUUAAUAUCUUUUCGGUAAGAUGGUCAAGAGUUAAAUGUUCUAUUAUUUGUAGAAGUCAGUGUGGUUAAAUAUUAAGAAUAAGUAGAGAAGACAUAAUUAAGUAUUUCAACUUUUUAAUUAUAAAAGGAGGUUUUGGGAUGAAAAAACACAAUCUGUUUUUAUAUCAUUAUUAUAAUCCAUUCAUCAAUUUAGAUUGAAUAAGAUGAGAUAUUAUGAAUAAAUGGCAGAUGAUAAAUUAAAAUAACUUAAUGGUUAGGAAGGGUUUGAUUAAUUUGUUAAACCUAUUUUUAAAGUAAAAGUCAAAAAUAAUUGUGCCUUAAUAAGAAAAGAAACUUAAAUGGAAAAAACUGAUGCAGUAUUUGAUUUAAUUUUAUAAUAUAUAGGAAUAUUAAUUUUAUAAAAAAUAGGAGAAAAAAGCCUUUGAAUAGUUUAAGAAAUUAUUUAAGGAUAGAAAUUGUUCUUAUGCUUAAGUUAAAACAUUUUUUGAUUAAAAGACUAUAGGAUCAUAAAAUUAUAUUGAUAGAGAUACUUAUUUUAAAUUGUUUUUUAGAUUUCCUUCAUAAUUAAAGAAUAGUGAGAUCUCUUAAAAUUUAAGUUAAUAGCAACCAAGUACUGCAAGAACUCAUUAUAGAUUAACUACAUAACCUAAGGAAGAGCAUGAAAGAAGUGCUCAUUUUUCAACAAAAUAAAGAACACAACUUAUUUUGUAGAAGCUUAAAUUAAGUGAAGUAAUGCCAAAAAGCAAGACUUUUCAUAGUAGUAACAGUCCUUUAAGUAUUCAAAGACUUGAACUAAAAAGAUUUGGGACUUAGAGUUACUUAUAAAUGAAAUGA
This is a messenger RNA of Paramecium pentaurelia, 1786 nucleotides long. Lineage: Eukaryota; Ciliophora; Oligohymenophorea; Peniculida; Parameciidae. The record is from the annotation of a GenBank genome assembly.